AUGACAGAAAUAGAUACUAUAGUGAAAAUUGGAUCUCUUUUCGAAAAUAUAUCAUUAGCAGAAGAGGAUUAUGAACAAGCUAUACAGAUAUUGAAUCCAAUUAUCAUAAGGUCAAGUCAGGAUGAAGAGUAUCGUGUUCAAUUAUCAAAAAGAAAAGAGGUCUGGUCUUCGAUAAAUAUAUGUUUAAGUAACUAUAAUGUGAACGAAUUGAUGCAUGUUGAUCAGUUGAAUAUAAAAACAUACAAUAUAAGAUUAUUGAGAGGAAUUAUUAUUUUACUGAGAAACUUAUCAGCAUCCAAUCAAGAUAUUCCUAAUGAACUGUUAUUGCAGAACACCGUUAUUAAAUUAUUUUUAAAUUUAAGAAAUCAUUAUGAAGGUUUAGAGGAGAUCAUAAUGGCAUUGUAUAUCACAAUAUUAAGUUUUCUACACAAUAUUAGUCAAAAUCAUUCAAUAUUUGAUAAAACUAUUCUUCAUCAACAACUAGUAUUUUUAAUGUUCCCGACAUUAUGCAAUAGUAACAAUCGGGAGAUGUUAUAUCCAUAUUUGUUAUAUUUCUAUAACAUUAUUAAAAAUGAUGAUUUCUUAUAUGAUUUCUUUAGACAUAAGGAUGUAACUCCUAUAUUGCAUAACAUUAUUAUUGAAGAAAUAACACAAAAUCAUUCAAAUUUAUAUGAACAUUUGAAACAAGUUAGAACAGAUGAUAUGGAGACGGAGGCAGCUCCUCAACUUGAAGAUUUGGAUAUUAUUUUAUUAAAAAUCUUUAAAAGAAUUUCUGCAAAUGAAUCGUUUGCACCAUAUUUAGAGAGAAUAGAAAAAUCGGAUAAUAUGAUAUUUAUGUCAAUUCUUAAAAUAAUGCAAUUAAUAGUCACCAGCACUGAUGAUUGGGAUAAAUUUGAGUUAACUGCGUUGAUGGCAUGGUGUUACAGGAUAUUUGAGCACACUGCAUUAGAGGUGAAAAAAUAUUUUGAAAACAAAUUGGAAGAUGAACCUACAUCUGAUAGUCUUCAUGAUAAAUUAUUAAUUUCAUUGGAUAUUAUAUCGAAGUUGUGCCAAUUUGAACAUGCUAAAAAAUUUAUGGUCUUCUAUAAAGGUAUUGAAAAUAUUAUUUCGUUAUUCCAAGUGUUACAAGAUAAUUUAAUCAAAAUAAAUUUUCAAAAAGAUAUUAAAGGUAAUGUCAAAUCAAUGAAAACAACGAAUUCAUUGGGUGAUAAAAUUUCAGAUGAAACAUUGCUGUUAAAAAGGGUGGAUUUCGAUAACUACCAUAUCAAAUCUACAAAUUUUCCUGAGUGUAAACUUAUCAUCGUUGAGAUUAUUACAAUGCUGGCCUAUGGUAAUAAAGAAGUUCAAGAUAAAAUAAGGGAAUUGCAUGGUUUACAACUGGUAUUAUCGAAUUGUAUGAUCGAUGAUAAUGAUCCAUUUAUUAAAGAAAGAGCCAUAGUCUGCAUACGAGUACUAUUAACGGAGAAUAAGGAGAAUCAAGAUUUUGUUGCACAAUUAGAAUCUAAGAAAGCUGUUCAAAACGAAACGUUGGAAGAAGCAGGUUAUGAAGUUAAAGUUUCGUCAGAUGGGUCCGUUAAAUUAGAGUCUAAAGAUGGUACAUCUUCAUUAAAUAAGAGGCCUAAAAUAAAAUAA
Tetrapisispora phaffii CBS 4417 is the source of this 1632-nucleotide messenger RNA. RefSeq names its product Ctr86p (gene CTR86). The coding region runs from base 1 to 1632 and encodes 543 amino acids. Lineage: Eukaryota; Fungi; Ascomycota; Saccharomycetes; Saccharomycetales; Saccharomycetaceae. The transcript has a single exon. Gene Ontology annotation, cellular component: cytosol. The record is from RefSeq and is a predicted model, not a curated record.